CGGCCCCAGCCAGACAUGCGGCUGCUCUCGCGGGCUCUCCGCGCGGCGCAGGGCUACCGAGCAGCCGCGCUGCUCCCUCGGAGCCUCCGGGCGGCGCCGGUGGGAUGGCGGCUGCCGGCGCGGCGCGGGCUGAGCGCACGGCCCGGCCUGGAGGAGCUGUUCGCCGCGCCCUCCCUGCGCCGCCUGCUGGAGGCGCGCGCGCGGGGCGAGGGCGGGGCGGCGCCGCAGCUGGCGGCGCGCGUGCAGCGGCUGCGCGACAAGGAGCGGGAGCUGCGCGACACGCGGGAGCUGGCGCGAGAUGAGAAUGAAGAUUUCCGGAAGCUUGCAGAAACAGAAAUUGCUUCCUGUGAAGAAGAGAUAGCUGAACUGAAACAACAGAUAGUGUUGCUUUUGAUUCCUUCAGAAGAAACAGAUGAGAGUGAUCUUGUCAUGGAAGUAACUGCUGGAGUUGGAGGGCAGGAAGCCAUGCUGUUCACCUCGGAGAUAUUUGAUAUGUAUCAACGAUAUGCUGCUUAUAAAAAGUGGAAAUUUGAAGUAUUAGAAUACUUUCCCAGUGAACUAGGUGGCCUAAGACAUGCAGUAGCCAGUAUUGCAGGUGUUGAGGCUUACAAAUACAUGAAGUUUGAAGGAGGAGUGCAUCGUGUUCAGCGGGUACCAAAGACAGAAAAACAAGGACGCAUUCACACCAGCACAAUGACUGUUGCAAUAUUACCCCAACCCACUGAGAUGAGGCUGCAAAUUAGUCCAAAAGAUCUACGGAUAGAAACAAAGCGAGCUAGUGGAGCUGGAGGCCAGCAUGUCAAUACCACCGAUAGUGCUGUGCGGAUAGUUCACAUUCCAACAGGGAUUGUGGCUGAAUGUCAGCAAGAAAGAUCCCAAAUUAGAAACAAAGAGAAGGCUAUGCAAAUGCUAUGUGCUAAACUAUACAAUGCCAAACUAGAAGAAGAAACCAAAAAGAGAAACUAUGCUCGAAAGAUUCAAAUUGGGACUAAAGGAAGGUCAGAGAAGAUCAGAACAUACAACUUUCCACAGGACCGGAUUACAGACCACAGAAUAAGCAGAUCAGUGCAUCAUGUUGAGUCUUUCAUGCUAGGGGAAGAAAUGCUAGAUGAAAUGUUACAAACUCUGAGAGAAUAUGCUGAUUAUGAAUCUCUAAUGGAAAUUAUUUCAGAAAAUGAUAAAAAUAAUUCUUCCUGAACGUGGUUUUUCUCAGGCCAUUACAACAGAUGUAGACCUUGGUCUGCAAAGAAGCUUCUCAGAGCACCACCCGGAAAAUGAAACUUGUUUUCAGAUCAUGAAAAACUUGUGUUCUCAUGAAUAUUAAACAUUUUUCUUACUUGCUGGAUAGAAGACUUUAUUAUCUUCAUAUGAGACAUUAUUGGUGCAGUAGUACUUGUGAAAAGUUUAUUUGACUGCACCAAAAAUAACAGCAGUUUUUAACUUCUACUGAGAACUGAUUCAAAAGGUAUGCAUGCAUUAAAAAAGGAAUUAUUUCUAGUUCCUGUUUUCAUUUAAACUAUGGCUUAACCAUCACACAGCAGUGUGAAAUAGCUUACUUGGGAGAACAAAAAAAAUUCCUAUUUUGUUUGAGUGAUUGGAAAAAAGUGAUAAAUAAAUUAUCCCACUCUAUCUAUCCACAUAUUUAUUAAUCAUUUACAUGUAUCAUGGGAAAGGGAGUCAAAGUGUAUCUCUGUCAUGUUUUCAAGUCCUUCUGGCCCUUAUUUAUAAAUACAAAACAAGUUUAGGAAUAUCCCUUGUUGGAGGAAAAAAAAGCCAUGGAAGCCAAGUGAGGAAUCAUAUGAAUUGGUUUUGGAACAAAUGUUUCUGUUCUGAAUUCAAAAAUAAAAGUAAUUGUUACAAUA
Messenger RNA from Melospiza melodia melodia, 1862 nucleotides. It is a transcript of the gene MTRF1L, whose product is annotated as mitochondrial translation release factor 1 like. Gene Ontology annotation, molecular function: translation release factor activity. The transcript is spliced from 7 exons. The coding region runs from base 16 to 1197 and encodes 393 amino acids. Lineage: Eukaryota; Metazoa; Chordata; Aves; Passeriformes; Passerellidae. The record is from RefSeq and is a predicted model, not a curated record. Gene Ontology annotation, biological process: translational termination.